This is a messenger RNA of Pochonia chlamydosporia 170, 1872 nucleotides long. RefSeq names its product Phospholipid:diacylglycerol acyltransferase. Gene Ontology annotation, cellular component: cytoplasm; perinuclear endoplasmic reticulum. The record is from RefSeq and is a predicted model, not a curated record. Gene Ontology annotation, molecular function: phospholipid:diacylglycerol acyltransferase activity. NCBI's taxonomy places the organism in Eukaryota, Fungi, Ascomycota, Sordariomycetes, Hypocreales, Clavicipitaceae. The coding region runs from base 1 to 1872 and encodes 623 amino acids. Gene Ontology annotation, biological process: lipid storage; triglyceride biosynthetic process. The transcript has a single exon.
AUGGCCACCACACUCCGCCGCCGCGGACCUCGCGAAACACAACGGCGUGACAACAGUUCACCGACUCGGGAAGAGAGUCCGGCAAUCCAGCCGACGUCCCACGUUCAUGUUGUCGAAAAGACGCCGAAGGCGACGCGAAAGAGACGAAAUACCUUCAUAUUCUUGCUAGGCGGGAUCUGCGGCUUGCUUGCUGCAGGCUUUUUUGCCAAAACCAAUGAUCUAAUAGACUUUCCGGAGCUCGGUGAGCUCAGCAUGGACAGCUUCUUCGACGUCCUUCCCGCUGGAUUGAUCAAGGAUAUGCGCGACUUGGUUCAAGGAGAGAGGGAAGUCACUGAUGCGUACGAUUCUUUUUCCGUAGGGCUCAAAGCACGAGCUGAUGGCUUGCAUGCUCACCAUCCCAUGAUCAUGGUUCCAGGCGUCAUCUCCACCGGCUUGGAAUCAUGGGGUACGGCCAAUACCUCUCGCCAAUAUUUCAGAAAACGAUUGUGGGGUAGUUGGACAAUGAUGAGGGCGCUGGUUCUCGACAAGGAGCUGUGGAAGAAACAUAUCAUGCUCGAUAAGAAAACCGGCCUCGAUCCACCAGGCGUGAAAUUGCGCGCAGCUCAAGGCUUUGAUGCCACAGACUUUUUCAUCACGGGAUACUGGAUCUGGAAUAAGAUAUUUGAAAACUUGGCUACCAUUGGUUAUGACCCAACAAAUUCUUUCACAGCCGCGUACGACUGGCGAUUGUCCUAUCCCAACCUCGAGGUACGGGACAGGUAUUUCUCCCGCCUCAAAUCUUACAUUGAAUCAGCAGUCGAAUACGAAGGAGAGAAGGUGGUCCUAGCCUCCCACAGCAUGGGCAGCCAAGUCGUUUACUACUUUUUUCACUGGGUUCAGUCAGAGCAAGGCGGCCGUGGGGGAGAAGAUUGGGUCGACCGUCACAUUGGUUCUUGGAUUAACAUCAGCGGGUGCAUGCUUGGUGCAGUGAAAGACCUUACUGCGGUCUUGUCCGGUGAAAUGAGAGAUACCGCCCAGCUCAACGCUUUUGCCAUAUAUGGGUUGGAAAAGUUUUUGAGCAAGGAAGAACGGGCGGAGAUCUUUCGCGCUAUGCCAGGCAUUUCCUCUAUGCUGCCACUCGGCGGCAACGCGGUUUGGGGUGAUUUGAACUGGGCUCCGGAUGAUCAGCCAAAUCAGAAUUUUUCCUACGGCUCUGUUCUCAAUUUCAAAGUCGGGGCCAACUGGACUGCUCCAGAUAAGAACUUGACUGUUGAGGGUUCAAUGAAGUAUCUCUUCGAGACUACUGAGGACUGGUAUCAGAAACAUAUCAAGAACAGCUAUUCCCACGGCGUUGCACACACCGCAGCAGAGGUAGAAGCUAACGAGAAGGACCCAAGCAAAUGGAUCAAUCCCCUUGAGACGCGGUUGCCAAAUGCCCCCAACCUGAAGAUAUUUUGCUUCUAUGGUGUUGGCAAACCUACUGAACGUGCAUAUUAUUAUCGCGCUCCGGAUCAGGCAGCCAACACAAAACUAAAGAUCACCAUUGACACGGCCCUUACUGACGGCGAGGUGGACCACGGCGUGGUCAUGGGCGAAGGCGACGGCACAGUCAACCUUCUCAGCACGGGAUACAUGUGUAAUCGUGGGUGGCAUAUGAAGAGGUACAACCCCGGAGGCUCACAGAUUACUGUGGUGGAGAUGCCUCACGAGCCAGAGCGGUUCAACCCUCGAGGUGGCCCGAAAACCGCCGACCAUGUCGAUAUCUUGGGACGCCAAAAUCUCAACGAACUCAUUCUCAGGAUUGCGGCUGGCAGGGGUGACACUAUCACAGAUUAUGUUGUUAGUAAUAUCCGUGAAUAUGCGGACAAGAUCAAAAUCCAUGAUGACGAUUAG